AUCUUGCAACCAUGAACGUUGGCGAGAAUGCGCCCACAUCGUCGGCUGCCAUUGCGAUAGCCGAGGUGGUCGCGCUACCCAUCGAGGGAGAUGGUGAUGCUAUACAAUUGCGCAUGCUGAACCGCCGCGGUUCGAGCCUAAGUGACGGCCGAGACUCGCUCAGUGCCUUGCCUGCGUCGACUGGGUCGCAGUCGCGACUGCAGCGCAAUGCGUCGUCCCAUUUGUACGACUUCGACUCGGCGUUUGAUGCGUAUCGACCAUCGUUGUCAAGUAUUCACGCACCAGACCUCCAAAGCGCUGUCGUGCCGCAGGAGACCAAGUGGCAAUGGAACGAUGUUGUCGCCCAACAAGUCCCCACAACUUCAACUGCCAAGGGCCGCCAUGGCUACGACCUCAUUACGUACACGCUGUUUCGAAGCUCGUGGGUGUUUUUGGUGGUCCUCGGUGUUCUGUCGUCCGUGUUGGCUUUCUUGGUGGACGCUGCCGUCGGUGGCAUUUCAACACUGCACAUUCUCGUGACUGACCUGGGGGGGAAUUGGAUUGCUCAAGUGCUAUUAUAUGUGGGCUAUCGCAUCUUAAUCCUGCUACUGGGGGUCACCCUCACGUUCAUUAUUUGCCCAAAUGCGUCGGGAUCAGGAAUUCCAGAAAUGCGAUCGAUCUUGGGCGGCUUUGUCUUGCCCCAUUAUUUGUCUGGCCCAGCUCUCGUGUCCAAGUGCAUCGGCCUCACGUGUGCCUUGGGCAGCGGCCUGUCCAUUGGAAAGGAAGGGCCGUUUGUCCACUUGAGUUGCAUUAUUGCGAACCAACUCCUUCGCCUGAACCUGUUCAAGGACAUUCGGCGGUCACCGGACUUGACCCACCACGCGCUGUCAGCUGCAUGUGCAGUCGGCGUCACGGCUGCCUUUGGCACGCCCAUUGGGGGUGUGCUCUUCUCAAUUGAAGUCACGACGACAUACUACAUGACGAGCAACUACUGGCGCGCGUUCUUUUGCUCGGUCGUCGGCGUGAUCAUGUUUCGGUGGCUCAACAUGCUCAGCGGAAAUGAUCGCAACGUGAGUUUGUUCACGACGGACGCCGAGUUUCACUUUCACAGCUUGGAGUCGGUGCUGUUUUUGCUUUUAGCCGUCGGGUGCGGCGUCCUUGCCGGCAUCUUUGUGCGAUCAUACUCGUGGGUGAACAACUUUCGACGGAGCCAUCUACACGUGUGGGGCACCAAGCCGUUUGGCUACGCCGCUGCCGUCGGACUGGCGCUCGCCGUCGCCGAUUACUCUCUUGGGUCGUGCAUGCUCGUGUCCAACCGCGCGCUCAUCGACGACAUGUUUCUCGCGACGGACUUGACCACGUCCAACGCAACCAUUCUGUAUGAAAGGUUUCAUGGGUCGUGGGGGUCGCCCCACUUGGCCGUGAACCUGUCGGUCCUGUUUGUGAUCCGGUACUUGGCGUCGGCGAUCUCGGCGACAGUGGCUAUUCCGAACGGAAUCUUCACGCCCGUGUUUGCGCUGGGGGCAGUGCUCGGCCGACUCUUUGGCGAAGCUCUCGCGGGCAUCGCCCCUGACUCUUGGGUGAUUGUGCCUGCGGGAUAUGCCAUUGUCGGUGCCGCGUCGUUCACGGCUGGUGUCACGGGCACGUUUAGCAUUGCCGUGAUUGUGUUUGAACUGACCCAGCAGUUUACGUACAUGAUUCCAGUGCUCCUGUCGGUGCUUGUCGGACGGGCCGUCGCCGGCUUCGUCUCCCUCGACAUGUAUGAAACGAUUGCUCGCGACAAGAACCUGCCACAGUGGCCGGAUCUGACGCGGCAGGCGUCGUAUGCCCUUGUCGCGUCCGACCUGAUGCACCCCGUCCCGACGCACGUGAUCACACGGCAUCAAUCGCUCGCGUCGCUCUCGACGUUGCUCGACUCGGCCGCCGCCGAUGUCGAUGUGUUUCCCGUCGUAGAUGAUGCGACGAGUAGGAUCUUCUUGGGUGUUGUCGAUAGAGACGAAGUGGAAGCGCUGCUCCAAGUAUGGACCCAUUGUGUGGCAGGGGUGACGGCGCCGACGCCGCACGAGUUCGCAGUGUCCCCACGGACUGCCCGCGCGUCCGCCAGCACGAUUCUGUCGGACAAUGACACGUUGGUGGACACUCCCACGAGACAACGAGGCUUGACUGGCCAACUCGCUGUAGCAGGUCUGACAGCCCACCAAGCCAAGGAAUUGCGUCAGCAUGAUCGAGUGGACCUCGUGGGCCUCGAACUGUUGAGUCUGGACGCCGAGAACGUCCACGUCCAUCGCGACACAUUUGCGUCGAAAGUGAUUCUGCUCAUUUCGGUUCACAAAGCCCCCCAGCUCUUUGUGACGGGGAAGGGCAAGUUGAUUGGCGUCAUUUACGCCCAAGACCUCGUGGCGCGAAGUCGAUACUUAGCGUUGUAACCAACGAGAACGACUUGCAUCCAAGCAAAAUCGGUUGCCAUGGCGACCGCGGCAUCAUGCGACUGUGGUUUCAUGCGGUCGAACGGAACGAGAAGCGGCUCGGUCAAUUGAACCACCACGUAAAGCAUCUCCUGAAUACAAAGAGCUGAACGCACCCGGCGUGCGUGGGCUCGGCGCUGCAAUCCUCCGCGCAUGCUGGCCAUUCUCGACUGUUUAAUGCAUGCGCGCUUUGGGACAAAGUCUUCCGUGCGACAGCCCGUGCCAAAAAUGGCGUUGGCGUAAUGCACCUGUACCAAUUGCUCGUAUUGGCAACGAACC
Molecule: messenger RNA, 2723 nt
Organism: Aphanomyces invadans
Lineage: Eukaryota; Oomycota; Saprolegniomycetes; Saprolegniales; Verrucalvaceae
Exons: 5
Coding region: 12-2405 (797 amino acids)
Biological process (GO): chloride transport; transmembrane transport
Cellular component (GO): membrane
Molecular function (GO): voltage-gated chloride channel activity
Source: RefSeq, a predicted model, not a curated record